CCACCACACCACGAGCGCGCGAUAACCCUAGCUAGCUUCAGGUAGUAGCGAGAGCCAAUGGACUCCAGCAGCUUCCUCCCUGCCGCCGGCGCGGAGAAUGGCUCGGCGGCGGGCGGCGCCAACAAUGGCGGCGCUGCUCAGCAGCAUGCGGCGCCGGCGAUCCGCGAGCAGGACCGGCUGAUGCCGAUCGCGAACGUGAUCCGCAUCAUGCGGCGCGUGCUGCCGGCGCACGCCAAGAUCUCGGACGACGCCAAGGAGACGAUCCAGGAGUGCGUGUCGGAGUACAUCAGCUUCAUCACGGGGGAGGCCAACGAGCGGUGCCAGCGGGAGCAGCGCAAGACCAUCACCGCCGAGGACGUGCUGUGGGCCAUGAGCCGCCUCGGCUUCGACGACUACGUCGAGCCGCUCGGCGCCUACCUCCACCGCUACCGCGAGUUCGAGGGCGACGCGCGCGGCGUCGGGCUCGUCCCGGGGGCCGCCCCAUCGCGCGGCGGCGACCACCACCCGCACUCCAUGUCGCCAGCGGCGAUGCUCAAGUCCCGCGGGCCAGUCUCCGGAGCCGCCAUGCUACCGCACCACCACCACCACCACGACAUGCAGAUGCACGCCGCCAUGUACGGGGGAACGGCCGUGCCCCCGCCGGCCGGGCCUCCUCACCACGGCGGGUUCCUCAUGCCACACCCACAGGGUAGUAGCCACUACCUGCCUUACGCGUACGAGCCCACGUACGGCGGUGAGCACGCCAUGGCUGCAUACUAUGGAGGCGCCGCGUACGCGCCCGGCAACGGCGGGAGCGGCGACGGCAGUGGCAGUGGCGGCGGUGGCGGGAGCGCGUCGCACACACCGCAGGGCAGCGGCGGCUUGGAGCACCCGCACCCGUUCGCGUACAAGUAGCUAGUUCGUACGUCGUUCGACUUGAGCAAGCCAUCGAUCUGCUGAUCUGAACGUACGCUGUAUUGUACACGCAUGCACGUACGUAUCGGCGGCUAGCUCUCCUGUUUAAGUUGUACUGUGAUUCUGUCCCGGCCGGCUAGCAACUUAGUAUCUUCCUUCAGUCUCUAGUUUCUUAGCAGUCGUAGAAGUGUUCAAUGCUUGCCAGUGUGUUGUUUUAGGGCCGGGGUAAACCAUCCGAUGAGAUUAUUUCA
Molecule: messenger RNA, 1145 nt
Organism: Zea mays
Lineage: Eukaryota; Viridiplantae; Streptophyta; Magnoliopsida; Poales; Poaceae
Product: leafy cotyledon
Exons: 1
Coding region: 58-894 (278 amino acids)
Biological process (GO): regulation of transcription by RNA polymerase II
Cellular component (GO): nucleus; CCAAT-binding factor complex
Molecular function (GO): protein heterodimerization activity; RNA polymerase II cis-regulatory region sequence-specific DNA binding; DNA-binding transcription activator activity, RNA polymerase II-specific
Source: RefSeq, marked validated